GCGGCAUCGUGCAUGGCAGCAUUCAACGAUCAUCCUGGUGGCUGUUUCGGCCCAUAUUCUCACCCAAUUUCACUGUUCACCCCCCGUUCAGCUCUCCCCGGUUUCUCUUCCCUGCCCCGUCCUGCCAUCUCUUCUUGCAACCUAGCUCACCGAACACAAAUAUCAGGAAACGGCGAGCCUACGGGCACGAGGAGGCGCCUACGGAGUCUAUGUUCUAUAGCCUGCCCUACUCGCCAGCCCUACUGAACAACCUUUCAUUGCCAGCCGACCACCGGUAUAUACUGGAUCAAGGCUCUCUACCAUAUGUGCUGCCUCCCUCUAGCCCUCUCUCUCUGACACGACCGGAAGCUCAGCAGUAUGUCCUAGAACAAGCGGCCUUGAUACUUAACCAACCUGUAGACGCUCUCCUGGAUCUCAGCAACCAUCACUACCCGUACUACAACAACCCACCACAGCACUUGGAUCAGGAUACCCCUCAUCACUUCUCAAAGAAACCCCGAUUGAGCUCGAGCAGCCAGAUGCCGACACAAUCGUACUCCGACGAGCAAGAAAAGGACACGACGGUCGCCCAGGCAGACGAUGGUUUAAACUCAGGAUGCGGAUCCCAAGGCCUUUUUCCGGGCACAGACUCUGGAUCAGGAUGGACUGGUGCGCGGCUAGCUGACUGUUUUGCGAGCUUCUCUAUGUGCCCCCCGUUUGAGCCUCAAUCUUCAUAUCAACCUUUGCUGGCCCGUACGUCGUAUGAGUAUGAUGAUAAUGGGUCGCCGGGCUUGGAUACUACCGUGGUUUCGGUGCAACCUCAAGCCCAGGUCGCUCUGGUCACUCCGCCGGUCAUUUCGGAACCUUCUUCCCUUUUCCCAUGCGAUGAUCCCGCGCUGAUGGCUCAGUACCUCCCAAACUAUCCUCCGCUACAACCCGAGCGGAUCACAGGUCUGCAGCCAGCUACCAGUCGGGAAGAGAUGAUAUACCCGAUCGUGUCGGCAGCCGGCAACGCUGACGGUGCUCACUGCGUCUCGGCCCUUAGAGGUCAACCUCAGCACUAUGCCCCGGUGCAGACAGGCGCCGUGCCAGUCACAUACGCUGGCAGCAGUGACGCCUCGCCUUUCAAUGGACACGGUAUUGUCAUGAAUCCGCCGCCGCGCUUCCAUUCAGUCCAAUGCUUCGAUGUUGUGUCGAGGAUCGAGAAUGCGAGUACACAGAAUGAUUCUCCCGUUCUGGAUUUCUUCCCUGCCCAGAGAACGGCACCUGUCAAGCGCGGGCCUUUCAAGGACCAAGAUUCCCGAGAGAAAACAGCCCUGACCAGAAAGAUGGGCAGCUGCAUUCGUUGCCGAAUGCAGCGCAUCCGAUGCAACCUUGAUCCGGAAAACGAGAAAGGCCCGUGUCUGUCAUGCAAGAAAAUUGCCAGCAGUGCCAAGGUGUACCGGCUGAACUGUUUACGGCUGAAAAUCACGGACGUGAAGCUGUUUAAGCCUGGUCAAGUCAAGGGACAGGAGUGGACCAGUCGCUGGAAAGAUAGCGUGAUGGACGACAUUGGCAGCUGGGAACCGUCACAGCCGCGCGUCAUUCGGGUCACAGAGGGCUACACUGGCCGGUCAGUGGAGCUGCAGGUUCGGCAGUUCAAGCCUCAGCAGGGCGACAAGGUCAAGAGGUCCUGGGUGUCGAAAGAUGGCCGGAGGCACGAAGUUCAGAUCCCGACUUAUGCCAUUGUCAACAUGGAUGACGCCAAGGCCAGCUUCGACAAGUACAUUCGGACGAGUCUAGGGGCUUGCUGCAAGCACCUGCUGAGCUCACGGGACGAACUCCUCUCGAGAACUUACUUUCUUGCCAUCAAACUGGCGCAGAACCGCUCAACGCCGCAGUCAGAAAGGAGUCUGCUGGUCGCAACUUUCGAACUUUGGAUGUCGGUCCGACUGACAACGAAAUCAUUCGAAAUCGUCGGCGAUGACACCCUGGGCAUGCCACGAAACAUUAUCGACGACAAGGACAGCCCGCUGCACGGGAAGAUCCCUCUCCCACCCGUAAUGGGCGCGCAAAUCGACUCGGUCAUCAUCCACCAGAUUCAGCCUCGUCUUCGCCGCAAGACGCUCGAGGAGCUGCAGAAGAUGACGCAGGAAAAGAAGCAAAAGACGUGGCUCACGACAUUUUUGGUAACGUUUAUCCUGUUGCACAACAUCGCCCUCAUAACCAAGCAUGAUGCGGACUAUGCCAGAAAGCAUGGACUACCGACGCGGUUUGCACGAGAGGCUAAUGUUAAGGAAUAUAACCUGGGGGCGAAUACGUUGCUUGCCUACUUCCACUACUGUAACAAAGCUAUAUACCCGUUCUCUCGCGAGUGCAAAGAUCAGGACUUGCAAACUCUGGCGGAACUUGACGACGAGGCGCUCGCAUUCGUUCACUUCGUCAGGGAAUCGGUUGCAAAGAAGAAGGAGGAGUGGGAAAAGUUGUGGGCUCAUGACGAAUACGAACACGAGUACUACUACGUGUCGCAGCUUUUUGAGCACAACUGGCAACCACGAACUAUGGCAUAAAUAUUCCGUUUGGGUUAGACUAGGCGUUUGGUGCGGUUUUCCGUCUGGCCUCAUGGUGUCGGUUGUUGGGUGGGUGUUGGAGUUCCGAAGGAGAGGGUCGUGAGAUGAGUCGCCUGAACGGAUCAUUCGUGGGUUGGAAGUGGUAGCAACAUAAGGUUCUGGCGCUGGCUGUUUGUCCGAUGAGAGAAGCGGUCGCUGGCAGCCGGGAUGGUUCCCAAACUGGAUUCCAGGCACGACGGUUGUGCCGCGAGAUACGAGAUAUGUACUGUACGGAGUGCAUACCUGACAGAAUCCAACGUGUUCCCCAAUCUUCCUCUCCCACAAUCGUACAACCUGCCUGAGAGUGUCGUGCGAGUCUCUAUUUGGGCCCGCCCGAGGAAACGCUACAC
Molecule: messenger RNA, 2917 nt
Organism: Thermothelomyces thermophilus ATCC 42464
Lineage: Eukaryota; Fungi; Ascomycota; Sordariomycetes; Sordariales; Chaetomiaceae
Exons: 7
Coding region: 519-2528 (669 amino acids)
Biological process (GO): regulation of DNA-templated transcription
Molecular function (GO): DNA-binding transcription factor activity, RNA polymerase II-specific; zinc ion binding
Source: RefSeq, a predicted model, not a curated record